This is a messenger RNA of Diorhabda sublineata, 1132 nucleotides long. Its product is annotated as transmembrane protein 223. Bases 456 to 1118 code for a protein of 220 amino acids. Gene Ontology annotation, biological process: nervous system development. Lineage: Eukaryota; Metazoa; Arthropoda; Insecta; Coleoptera; Chrysomelidae. Gene Ontology annotation, cellular component: mitochondrion. The record is from RefSeq and is a predicted model, not a curated record. The transcript is spliced from 2 exons.
CAUAUUUGAUCAUAAAAGAAUUGUUGAAUAUCAUCAAAACCAGAUUUUAUUUACAUUUUCCUUGAUUGAAAUUUUCAGUUUAAACAGCCACAAUAUGAAGCAUUUUAUUAUUUCACUUAGUAGGUCAAACAUCAUGCUUUUGAUAUAUUUGAUCUACAAAAAAUUAUAACCUCAAAUAAAUCUAUAGAUUUUAUCCUGUAUAUAUUAUUGUCUAUGGAUUCAAUAAAUGAGUUCAGUUAUACAAAUGGAUGAAAUGUUUCUUGUUGCAAUUUUCAUUAUUUUCCAUAAAAUAUACAUCCAUUUAUUUUUACUUUAAACAGCCACAAUAUGACGAGUUUGGAUAUUUUAUUUUGUAGGUCAAACGUCAUGUUUUUGAUAUAUUUGAUCUACAAUAAAUAUAACCUCAAAUAAACCUAUAAGUUAUAUAAAUAAGUUCUAUCAUAUGUAUAGAUGAAAUGUUGCGGUAUUGGAAUGUUUGCAAAAAUUAUUCAAAACAGUGGACAUUUUUAAAUAUCUUCAAUAAAUAUAAUCCUCCCCGAAAAUUUGUUUGUCAAAGAUACUUUAGUGAACGGGCUAUAGAUGUUAAUACGAAUGUCGUUAAAGAUGUGAUCUUGUACAAAUUUGAUAAUUCUAGAUACUUUAAACUAAUGAACUUGUUCGCAUUUGCUCAAUUCGGUUUUUGGUCUUAUUUAUCAUUAACAGCUUACACAACAUUAAGAGAUGCUCCAGUCGAUCAAACCACAGGAGAUCAUUGGUGGGAAAAAAUUAAUUUGGGUGAAAAUAAAUACAGAAACGGAAUAUCUUUAUUUUGUGGUAUUGUAGGAUGGGGUAUUUUAUCAAUUGUUUGGAUGUAUUCAUUGAGAUCUGUGAGGUAUCUAAUUCUAAGGAGAGGUGGGAAUCAACUUACAGUGGUAACAUAUACUCCUGUUGCUUCAAAUCGUAUGUUUACAUUGAAUUUGAACAACGUUAGUGCUGUGGAUUCGAGAUUAACAGCCCAGACACAUUUGGCGUUGAAAAUUAAAGGACAUUUCAUGUAUUAUAUUGUAGAUAUGAAAGGAGAAUUUGUAAAUCCUAUUUUAUUUGAUCAUACUGUAGGUUUGAGAAGAACUUUAAAAUAAAAAUAUAUUCUGUA